Molecule: messenger RNA, 11365 nt
Organism: Myotis daubentonii (Daubenton's bat)
Lineage: Eukaryota; Metazoa; Chordata; Mammalia; Chiroptera; Vespertilionidae
Gene: CELSR1
Product: cadherin EGF LAG seven-pass G-type receptor 1
Biological process (GO): homophilic cell-cell adhesion; cell surface receptor signaling pathway; G protein-coupled receptor signaling pathway
Cellular component (GO): plasma membrane
Molecular function (GO): calcium ion binding; G protein-coupled receptor activity
Source: RefSeq, a predicted model, not a curated record
UGGGCCAGGGGCGGGGCGGGGCCCGGCCGGGGCGGGGAGAGCGCGGGCAGAGGGGGCGCGGGCGAGCGCACCGCCCAGGCAGCAGCCGGCCGCUGGGGUCCGAGCGGCGCGGUGCUCUCCAGGCCGCUCCAGGAGCGCAGCCCCCGCCCCGCGCCGGGCCCGCCUCGCUUCCCACGCCGCCGAGCCGGGCGCCCGCGGGAGCCACCUGGAGCCGCCGCCACCGCAGGUUGAUGCGCGGCACCUCCCGGGACGCGAGGAGGAGCCAUCUUGAAACCAACUUAGCAAACUUUCGCAAAGUGCUCUCGAAGUGGAAGCUGCGGGCGAGGCAGGGCGCGCGGCCGCCGGUGUCCCCGCCCGGGCCCCCGGAGAGGCGGGGCGCGGGCUGCCUCGAGGGCCGGGAGCCGGGCGCACGGGAGCCGCCCCCCGGGUGGAUGCGGAGCCGCGCCGGGUGCAUGGAUUGUGCUCCGGCGCCCGGCUCGGGCUCGGGGCCAUGGCGCCGCGGCCGCCGCCGCCCGUGCUGCCCUCGCUGCUACUCCUGGCCGCGGCCGCCGCCCUACCGGUGCUGGGGCUCCGAGCGGCCGCCUGGGAGCUGCGCGUGCCCGGCGGAGCCCGCGCCUUCACCCUCGGUCCCGGCUGGACCUACGCGCUGGACGCCGUGCGCACCCACCGGGCGCUACGAGAGGCGCUGGACGUGAGCCGCGACGGGCGGCUGGGUGGGCGACGGCACGGGCCGGGCCCGGGGCCCCGCAGCUGCGCGCGGCUCGGGGGACGCCCGCUGCCGCUGCACGUUCGCCUGGCAGCCCGCGGCGCCCCGACCGUGCUGAGCCUCCGCCUGCGGGCGCGCGCGUACGGCUCUGGUUGCGGCGCCCGGCUCCGGCCACGACGGGCCAUCCGAGCGGAGCUUCACGCGAGGGCCGUGCUGACGGUGCCCGGGCCCGGCGCGGUGCUUUGCUUCCCGGCCCCCGGCGGCGGCGGGGCCGUUCUGCACUCGGCGCUGGCGGCCCUGACCACGUUCCCGGCCUGCCGCUGCCCGCUGCACCCCGGCCGCCUCUGCCCGCGCGGCCCCGUCUGCCUGCCGCCGGGCGGCUCGGCCCGCCUGCGCCUGCUGUGUGCCCUGAGGCGCGCGGCUGGCGCCAUCCGGGUGGAGCUGGAGUUGGAGACGGCCGCAGGGACGCCCUCCCCGUCGCCGUCGCUGUCGCCGCCAAGACCGACCAGGGCAGGGACGGCGAGGCGGGCCCGGCGGGGUGCCGGCGGCGGUACGAGCCCUCAGUUCCCGCUGCCCAGCUACCAGGUGUCGGUGCCCGAGAACGAGCCGGCGGGCACCGCGGUCAUUGAGCUGCGCGCGCACGAUCCCGACGAGGGCGAGGCGGGCCGCCUGAGCUACCAGAUGGAGGCGCUGUUCGACGAGCGCUCCAAUGGCUUCUUCCUCAUCGAUUCGGACACGGGCGCGGUGAGCACGGCCCGCCCGCUGGACCGCGAGACCAAGGACACGCACGUGCUCAAGGUGAGCGCCGUGGACCACGGCCUGCCGCGGCGCUCGGCCGCCACCUACCUCACCGUCACGGUCAGCGACACCAACGACCACAGCCCGGCCUUCGAGCAGUCCGAGUACCGGGAGCGCGUGCGCGAGAACCUGGAGGUGGGCUACGAGGUGCUGACCAUCCGCGCCACGGACGGCGACGCGCCCUCCAACGCGGACAUGCGCUACCGCCUGCUGGAGGGCGCGCGCGGCGUCUUCGAGAUCGAUGCGCGCUCCGGGGUGGUGCGCACGCGGGCGGCGGUGGACCGGGAGGAGGAGGCGGAGUACCAGCUGCUGGUGGAGGCCAACGACCAGGGCCGCAGCCCGGGCCCGCUCAGCGCCACGGCCACGGUGCACAUCACGGUGGAGGACGAGAAUGACAACUACCCGCAGUUCAGCGAGACGCGCUACGUGGUCCGGGUGCCUGAGGACGUGGCAGUGAACACGCCGGUGCUGCGCGUGCAGGCCACCGACCGGGACCAGGGCCAGAACGCGGCCCUGCACUACAGCAUCGUCAGCGGCAACCUGAAGGGGCAGUUUCACCUGCACUCGCUGAGCGGCAGCCUGGACGUGAUCAACCCGCUGGACUUCGAGGCCAUCCGCGAGUACACGCUGCGCGUCAAGGCGCAGGACGGGGGCCGGCCGCCGCUCAUCAACUCCUCGGGGCUGGUCUCGGUGCAGGUGCUGGACGUGAACGACAACGCGCCCAUCUUCGUGAGCAGCCCGUUCCAGGCGGCCGUGCUGGAGAACGUGCCGCUGGGCCACUCGGUGCUGCACAUCCAGGCCGUGGACGCGGACGCGGGGGAGAACGCGCGCCUGCGCUACCGCCUGGUGGACACGGCCUCCGCCUCCGCGGGGGGCGCCGGCGCCCAGGGCCCCGCCUCGGCCGCCGACUUCCCUUUCCAGAUCCACAACAGCUCGGGCUGGAUCACCGUGCGCGCCGAGCUGGACCGGGAGGCGGUGGAGCGCUACAGCUUCGCGGUGGAGGCUGUGGACCACGGCUCGCCGCCCAUGAGCUCCUCGGCCAGCGUGUCCAUCACGGUCCUGGACGUGAACGACAAUGACCCCGUGUUCACGCAGCCGGCGUACGAGCUGCGCCUGAACGAGGACGCGGCCGUGGGGAGCAGCGUGCUGACCCUGCGUGCCCUCGACCGCGACGCCAACAGUGUGAUCACCUACCAGCUCACGGGGGGCAACACCCGGAACCGCUUCGCGCUCAGCAGCCAGAGCGGCGGCGGCCUCAUCACCCUGGCGCUGCCGCUGGACUACAAGCAGGAGCGGCAGUACGUCCUGGCGGUGACGGCGUCGGACGGCACGCGCUCGCACACCGCGCAGGUCUUCAUCAACGUCACGGACGCCAACACGCACCGGCCGGUGUUCCAGAGCUCCCACUACACCGUGAGUGUCCGCGAGGACCGGCCCGUGGGCACCUCCAUCGCCACCAUCGGCGCCACGGACGAGGACACAGGCGAGAACGCGCGCAUCACCUACGUGCUGGAGGACCCCGUGCCGCAGUUCCGCAUCGACCCCGACAGCGGCACCGUCCACACGCUGACGGAGCUGGACUACGAGGACCAGGCGGCCUACACGCUGGCCAUCACGGCCCGGGACAAUGGCAUCCCCCAGAAGUCCGACACCACCUCCCUGGAGAUCCUCAUCCUUGAUGCCAACGACAACGCGCCCCGGUUCCUGCGGGACUUCUACCAGGGCUCGGUCUUCGAGGAUGCGCCCCCAUCCACCAGCGUCCUCCAGGUCUCGGCCACCGAUCGGGACUCCGGCCCCAACGGCCGCCUGCUCUACACCUUCCAGGGUGGCGACGAUGGCGACGGGGACUUCUACAUCGAGCCCACGUCCGGCGUGAUCCGCACCCAGCGCCGGCUGGACCGGGAGAACGUCGCCGUGUACACACUUCGGGUCCUGGCUGUGGACCGGGGGAGCCCUGCGCCCCUGAGCGCCUCCGUGGACAUCCAGGUGACCGUCCUGGACAUUAAUGACAACCCCCCGGUGUUUGAGAGGGACGAACUGGAGCUGCUGGUGGAGGAGAACAGCCCGGUGGGGUCCGUGGUGGCCAGGAUUCGCGCCCAUGACCCCGACGAGGGCCCCAACGCCCAGAUCAUGUACCAGAUCGUGGAGGGCAACGUGCCCGAGGUCUUCCAGCUGGACCUGCUGAGCGGGGACCUGCGGGCCCUGGCCGAGCUGGACUUCGAGGUGCGGCGGGAGUACGUGCUGGUGGUGCAGGCCACCUCGGCCCCUCUGGUCAGCCGGGCCACGGUGCGCGUCCGCCUCCUGGACCAGAACGACAACCCGCCGGUGCUGCCCGACUUCCAGAUCCUCUUCAACAACUACGUCACCAACAAGUCCAACAGCUUCCCCGCCGGCGUGAUCGGCCGCAUCCCGGCCCACGACCCCGACCUCUCCGACAGCCUCAACUACACCUUCCUGCAGGGCAACGAGCUGCGGCUGCUGCUCCUGGACACGGCCACGGGCGAGCUGCAGCUCAGCCGGGACCUGGACAACAACCGGCCGCUGGAGGCGCUCAUGGAGGUGUCUGUGUCCGACGGCGUCCACAGCGUCACGGCGCUCUGCACCCUGCGGGUGACCAUCAUCACCGACGACAUGCUGACCAACAGCAUCACCGUCCGCCUGGAGGACAUGUCGCAGGAGCAGUUCCUGUCCCCGCUGCUGGCCCGCUUCGUGGAGGGCGUGGCCGCCGUGCUGGCCACCAGCAAGGACGACGUCUUCGUCUUCAACGUCCAGAACGACACGGACGUCAGCGCCCGCAUCCUGAACGUGACCUUCUCCGCCCUGCUGCCCGGCGGCGGCCGCGGCCGCUUCUUCCCCUCGGAGGACCUGCAGGAGCAGAUCUACCUGAACCGCUCGCUGCUGACCGCCGUGUCCACCCAGCGCGUGCUGCCCUUCGACGACAACAUCUGCCUGCGCGAGCCCUGCGAGAACUACAUGAAGUGCGUGUCGGUGCUGCGCUUCGACUCCUCCGCGCCCUUCGUCGCCUCCGCGUCCGUGCUCUUCCGGCCCAUCCACCCCGUCAACGGGCUGCGCUGCCGCUGCCCGCCCGGCUUCACGGGCGACUACUGCGAGACCGAGGUGGACCUGUGCUACUCCAGCCCCUGCGGCGCCCACGGCCGCUGCCACAGCCGCGAGGGCGGCUAUACCUGCGAGUGCCAGGAGGACUUCACGGGUGACCGCUGCGAGGUGAACGUGCGCUCGGGCCGCUGCGCCCGCGGCGUGUGCAAGAACGGGGGCACCUGCGUGAACCUGCUCAUCGGCGGCUUCCACUGCGUGUGCCCGCCCGGCGGCUUCGAGAGGCCCCACUGCGAGGUGGCCGCCCGCAGCUUCCCGCCCCGGUCCUUCGUCACCUUCCGCGGCCUCCGGCAGCGCUUCCACUUCCGCGUCUCGCUCACGUUCGCCACGCGGGAGAGGAACGCCCUGCUGCUCUACAACGGCCGCUUCAACGAGAAGCACGACUUCAUCGCCCUGGAGGUGGUGGGCGAGCAGGUGCAGCUCACCUUCUCGGCAGGUGAGACCACGACCACGGUGGCCCCGCAGGUGCCCGGGGGCGUGAGUGACGGGCGGUGGCACACGGUGCAGGUGCACUAUUACAACAAGCCCAACAUCGGCCGCCUGGGCCUGCCCCACGGGCCGUCCGGAGAGAAGGUGGCCGUGGUGACGGUGGACGACUGUGACACGGCCGUGGCCGUGCGCUUUGGCGGUGUCGUCGGGAACUACACCUGCGCGGCCCAGGGCACGCAGAGCGGCUCCAAGAAGUCCCUGGACCUGACGGGCCCUCUGCUCCUGGGGGGCGUCCCCAACCUGCCCGAGGACUUCCCCGUGCGCAGCCGCCAGUUCGUGGGCUGCAUGCGGAACCUGUCCGUCGACGGCAGGAGCGUGGACAUGGCCGGCUUCAUCGCCAACAACGGCACCAGGGCAGGCUGCGCUGCUCAGAGGAACUUCUGUGAGGGGACCCGGUGUCAGAACGGGGGCACCUGCGUGAGCCGGUGGGACACGCACCUGUGCCGCUGCCCGCUCCGCUUCGGCGGGAAGAACUGCGAGCUCGUCAUGCCGCACCCCCAGCGCUUCAGCGGGGAGAGUGUCGUGUCCUGGAGCGACCUGGACGUCACCAUCUCGGUGCCCUGGUACCUGGGGCUCAUGUUCCGGACCCGGGCGGCGGACGGCGUGCUGAUGGAGGCCACGGCGGGCGCGUCCUCCAGGCUCCACCUCCAGAUCCUCAACAGCCACGUCCAGUUCACGGUGUCCCACGGCCCCUCGGACGCGGCGUCCAUGCAGCUGUCCCGGUCGCGCGUGGCUGACGGCGAGUGGCACCACCUGCUGAUCGAGCUGAAGAGCGCCAAGGAGGGCACGGACAUCAAGUACCUGGCGGUCAUGACCUUGGACUACGGCAUGGACCAGGACACGGUGCAGAUCGGGAACCGGCUCCCGGGGCUGAGGCUGCGCAGCGUGGUGCUGGGCGGCGUGUCGGAGGACAAGGUGUCGGUGCGGCGCGGCUUCCGGGGCUGCAUGCAGGGAGUGAGGAUGGGGGAGACGUCCACCAACAUCGCCACGCUGAACAUGGACGACGCCCUCAAGGUCAGGGUGAAGGACGGCUGUGACAUGGGCGACUCGUGCGCCUCCAGCCCCUGCCCUCAGCACAGCCACUGCCAAGACGCCUGGGACGGCUACACCUGCGUCUGCGACAAAGGGUACUUCGGGACGAAGUGCGUCGACGUGUGCCACCUGAACCCCUGUGAGCACCCGGCGGCCUGCGUGCGCAGCCCCGGCACCCCGCGGGGCUACGUGUGUGAGUGCGGGGCCAGCCGCUACGGGCCGUACUGCGAGAACAGGAUCGACCUCCCGUGCCCCAAAGGCUGGUGGGGGAACCCCGUGUGCGGCCCGUGCCACUGUGCCGUCGACAAAGGCUUCGAUCCCGACUGCAACAAGACCAGCGGGCAGUGCCAGUGCAAGGAGAACCACUACCGGCCCCCGGACCAGGACGCCUGCCUGCCCUGCGACUGCUUCCCGCACGGCUCCCACAGCCGCGCCUGCGACGCCGGCACCGGGCAGUGCGCCUGCAGGCCCGGGGUCAUCGGCCGCCAGUGCAACCGCUGCGACAACCCUUUCGCCGAGGUCACCAUGCUCGGCUGCGAAGUGAUCUACAGCGGCUGUCCCAGAGCGUUUGAAGCUGGCAUCUGGUGGCCGCAGACCAAGUUUGGGCAGCCGGCCGCGGCGCCAUGCCCCAAGGGAUCCGCGGGCACCGCCGUCCGCCACUGCAGCGGGGAGAAGGGCUGGCGGCCCCCCGAGCUCUUCAACUGCACCACGGCCUCCUUUGUGCAGCUCAAAGCCAUGAACGAGAGGCUGAGCCGCAAUGAGACGCGGAUGGACGGGCCGGGGGCCCUGCGGCUGGCCAGGGCGCUGCGCAACGCCACGCAGCACACGGCCGCGCUCUUCGGCCAGGACGUGCGCACGGCCUCCCAGCUGCUGGCCCGCGUCCUGCAGCACGAGAGCGGCCGGCAGGGCUUCGAGCUGGCGGCCACGCGGGACGCCGACUUCCACCAGGAUGUCGUCCGCGCUGGCAGCGCCCUGCUGGCCCCGGGCACCAGGGCCGCGUGGGAGCAGCUGCAGCGAGGCGAGGGGGGCGUGGCCCAGCUGCUGCGCAGCUUCGAGGAUUAUUUCAGCAACGUGGCCCGCAACCUGCGCCGGACCUACCUGCGGCCCUUCGUCAUCGUCACUGCCAACAUGAUCCUCGCGGUCGACGUCUUCGACAAGUUCAACUUCUCGGGAGCCCGGGUGCCGCGGCUCGAGGACAUCCGGGAGGACUUCCCCAAAGAGCUGGCGUCCUCCGCCUUCUUCUCGGCCGACUUCUUCCGACCCCCGGAGAGGAGAGAGGGGCCCUCGGGGAGGCCGGUCGGGGGCAAGGCCGCCCCGCAGACCCCGCGCCCUGGGCCCGGCGCCGAGAGCGAGGCCCCGUCCCGGAGGCGGAAGAGGCACCCCGAGGAGCCCGGCCAGUUCGCCGUCGCCCUGGUCGUCGUCUACCGGACCCUGGGGCAGCUGCUGCCCGAGCGCUACGACCCCGAUCGCCGCAGCCUCCGGCUGCCGGGCCGGCCGGUCAUCAACACGCCGGUGGUGAGCGCCGUGGUGCACAGCGAGGGGGCGCCGCAGCCCAGCCCCCCGCAGCGGCCCGUCCGCGUGCAGUUCGCGCUGCUGGAGACCCGGGAGCGCACCAAGCCCGUCUGCGUGUUCUGGAACCACUCCGUCACCCCCGGGGGGACUGGAGGCUGGUCGGCCAAGGGCUGCGAGCUGCUGGCGCGGAACCGGACCCACGUGACCUGCCAGUGCAGCCACACCGCCAGCUUCGCGGUGCUCAUGGACGUCUCCCGGCGCGAGCACGGGGAGGCCCUGCCCCUGAGGAUCGUCACCUACGCUGCCGUGUCCCUGUCGCUGGCCGCGCUGCUGGUGGCCUUCGUCCUGCUGGCGCUGGUGCGGACGCUGCGCUCCAACCUGCACAGCGCCCACCGCAGCCUGGUCGGCGCGCUCUUCCUCUCGCAGCUGGUCUUCGUGAUCGGGGUCACCCAGACGGGAAACCCGUUCCUGUGCACGCUCAUCGCCAUCGCCCUGCACUACGUCUACAUGAGCACCUUCGCCUGGACCUUCGUGGAGAGCCUGCACGUCUACCGCAUGCUGACCGAGGUGCGCAACAUCGACGCGGGGCCCAUGCGCUUCUACUACGUCGUGGGCUGGGGCCUCCCGGCCGUCGUCACAGGACUCGCGGUGGGCCUGGACCCCCAGGGCUACGGAAACCCCGACUUCUGCUGGCUGUCCCUUCGAGACACCCUCAUCUGGAGCUUUGUGGGGCCCAUCGGGACGGUCAUAAUUGUCAACACAGUUAUAUUUGUUCUGUCUGCAAAAGUCUCCUGCCAGAGAAAGCACCAUUAUUAUGAAAGGAAAGGCAUCGUCGCCGUGCUGCGGUCCUCCUUCCUGCUGCUGCUGCUCGUGGGCGCCACCUGGCUGCUGGGGCUGCUGGCCGUGAACAGCGACGCGCUGGCCCUGCACUACCUCUUCGCCAUCUCCAGCUGCUUGCAGGGCCUCUGCGUGCUGCUGUUCCACUGCGUGCUCAACAGGGAGGUGCGGAAGCACCUGAAGGGGGUGCUCGCCGGGCGGAAGCCGCACCCGGACGACUCGGCCACCACGAGGGCCACCCUGCUGACGCGCUCCCUCCACUGCAGCACCUACAGCGAGGAGCCCCACGUGCUGCGCACGGCCCUGGGCGAGUCCACCGCCUCGCUGGACAGCGCCGGCAGGGAUGAAGGGGGCCAGAAGCUCAGCGUGUGCUCUGGGCCCGAGAGGAGCGGCCUCGGGGAGCCGGACCCGUCCUUCCUCCCAAGGAACGGCAAGAAGCCCCCCGGCCCCGACUCGGACUCCGACAGCGAGCUGUCCCUGGACGAGAGGAGCAGCUCGUACGCCUCCUCACACUCGUCCGACAGCGAGGACGACAGGGUGGGGGCCCAGGACAAAUGGGACCCGGCCCAGGGCCCUGUCCACAGCACCCCCAAAGGAGACCCUGCAGCCAACCACGUCCCUCCGGGCUGGCCCGACGGGAGCCUGGCCGGGAGCGACAGCGAGGAGCCGGGCGAGAAGCCGCCCCUGAAGGUGGAGACCAAGGUCAGCGUGGAGCUGCACCUGGACCAGCAGACCAACCACUGCCUGGAGCGGCUCCCGGAUGGGGAGAGCGGGGGCCCGCCCAGGACUGCGGGGGGCGCGCCCUGCACCCAGCCCCCUGAGCAGAGAAAAGGCAUCUUGAAAAACAAAGCCACCUACCCGCCCCCGCUGACGGAGAAGACCCUCCGGUCCCGGCUGCGGGAGAAGCUGGCCGAGUGCGAGCAGAGCCCCUCGUCCUCGCGCUCCUCCUCCCUGGGCUCCAGCGACGGGGUCCGCGGCCCCGACGGCACCAUCACCGUCAAGACCCCGCGCCGGGAGCCAGGGCGCGAGCACCUCAACGGGGUGGCCAUGAACGUGUGCGUGGGGAGUGCCCAGGCCCACGGCUCCGACUGCGAAGGCAGUAACGAAACUUCAAUUUGACCAUCAGGAAACCGUGAGAGCCGUGUCCCCUCCACCGCGCGUCGGCACUGCGUCACGGCCUGGACUCGGAGCCCGAGGCCGCUGCCCUGGCCGGGAAGCAGGCCCUGGGCCCGAGGGACACAGCCCAAGGGACACAGCCCCAGGGCUCGGGGCCGUCCAACCCCAUGACAGGUGCCAAAGGCCACAGGCACGAGGAGGCGUGGACUCCGGCCCACAGCUGCUCCCUCAGAUGCAGACGGAGCCAAAGCCAUGCCUGGCCUCACCGGGACGGGGCCGGCACAAGAGCUGGUAGGACCCGCCAGGCCAGGCUCGCCAGGGUGUGAGGACGCCGGGCACAGAGCGAGAACCAAGGUCCGGCCGCCAUGUGGGCGUCACCCCACAGCCCGGGCCCUGGCAGCAGCAGGAACAGCCCUUGGCAGAGGCGCCCCCGCCUGGCAGAUCUCCCGUGCGGACACGGAGCUGCGAGCAGCAGAGGCCUGUCUGCUGUGCACCGAUGGGUCCUGGGAGCCCGUGGAGCAUCUCGCUGGUGUUUGUAUGAGGAAGCGUGCACAGGGGCACUUGAACCUGGCGUGCGUGAGGCACAUCAGGGGCCAGGGUGCUGGGAAGCGGGAUCGAGCCGCAGGCAGAGCUGAGCCGGGCCCCGGCAGUGCGCACAGCCCGAUCCUAGGCUCGCCGGCGCCUGUGUUGGAGAAGCGGGCCCUCGGCUCCCAGCGGCCUCGGCAGCCGUGUCUGAGCCGGGUGCUCUGGGCCUGGGCAGCCCCCAGGAGCUGCGGGGAUCCGUGUGGAAUGCAGGUGGCACCCUCGAGGCCGCCAUGCUGGGCCUUCCCUGGCCGUGCCCUCGGGGGGCCCACUCUAGCCCUGCAGGGCCUCCCUGGCCCCUCCCAGGGGCCUGGCUCUGGUCACCCGUGCGUUCCGGUGUUCACACGUUCUCGCUGCGGCCUCCCGGGUGUCACUCAUUCCUUCCUGCCAAUUGUCUAGCUCUUAGCCUCCCAGGCUCUCCGGGAGGCCGGUGCCCCCCCCCCCCAGUCUAACCCAUUACUUCAUUUUGCUUCAAUGGCCAAUUGUGCGAUGGACAAAGCACAGCCACCCUUUCAGCGGUUACCAGGCUGUUUUUUGGAAACUCACACCAGGGCCGGCCGUGGCUGAACACUGGGCAGUCGGCACAGCCUGGCCCGAGGCGCUGUGGCCCGAGGCCCGGAAUUCUGCAGACACGGUUCAUUUCAGCGUUUCCUUUGUUCUUCCAAUCAAGUGCCCAAAGAAGUGAUCCGCACAGCUGCUCCGAGCAGGGAGACCAGAUGACGUGGAAACCCAGGCCCGGGCAGGGGGCCCGUGCUGUCCGGUGAGGAGGCGGCAAGGAGGCGGCGGAUUCAGACGUGAGCUGAGCCCCCGGGCCUGGUGCUGAUGGGUGACUGUGCCUCGCGUGCGGCUGAAGAUGCAGAGCGAUGGGCAUAGACACGGCGGCCGGGACGUGGGGGGAAGAGGGUUCCCAUGUGUGAGUCUGAGCCGCCACCUCCCGGUGCCGCUUCCUCUCCCGUGACUGGUUGUGCCCCUUGGGUGUAGUUUUUAAUCUGAUCAGAACUGUUCCCAAAAAAGUCAGUUUUAUGAAGACAGGAAAAAUGGAAACCUAUUUUUGUGACUUAAGACUUUAUGGCAAAGAUUAGACACUGGAGGGUUUUUUAAAAACAUGUAUAUUUAUUGAUGUUCAGGACACUGGGAUUGCAGCACAGAGAAGCGUCUACAAUAAAUUAAGAUUUCUGC